AACUGUGAGAGGUGUGUUUUUUUCCCUGCGAGUUUUAAGUGUAAAAAUAGAGUAAUUAACCACUGGCAAAAAAGCGUCUUUUAAAGCGUCUUUAUUUGGCAGACCAAGUGUUGUUUACAAGAGUAAAGCUUAAGAGUUGUUCCUUCUGAGUCUGCUGCACAGCGGAGCCCGAAGUUACGCUAAUUCGGUUAGCUGCUGUUCGGUAGAGGAGGGAAUUUCGUGUUUCAGCCCUGGAAGCCGUUCAGGUGAUCUAUUUAUUUUUUUAUUUCAGCUCGUAAGAGUGAAGAGGAUUUUUGCUGUUUUAAAGGCCACCACACGCUCCCCAGCAACGUUACAGGCCUGCAACAGGUCCUGGUCCGUAUUGAACAGCUUCUGGGUCCGGACCCGGACCGCGGUCCGCCUGUUAGUGACCUAUGGUUUAAAGGGUCUGUUCAGAACAAUAUACACAAGAGAUCUGAAAAUAAGCUGUAAGGGGAAAGAGGAAGUGGAAUUCACACUUACAGACACAUGAACACAGAAGGACUGUUAAGAAACUAUCACUGUCAGCUUUUGAAAUCUCAUUAAUACCAUGGAGUCCAAUAACCAUACUGGUUGCAAUCCAACAGAAAAUGUGGUGUCCCCUGUUCUCCCUUAUUUACUUAUCAUUGAGCUCCUACUUGGCCUGCCAGGAAACUUGAUGGCUCUGUAUAUCUUCUGUCGCCACCUUCGAUCUUGGAGACCCAAUAUCCUGUUUCUAUUUAACUUGCUCCUGGCUGAUUUUUUCCUCUUGUUGAGCAUGCCAUUUCGGAUUCAUGCCUAUCUACACUCUGAAAUCUGGGAGUUUGGUAAUGUCUGGUGCCAGAUCAACCUCUUCAUGCUAGCAGUCAAUCGGUCAGCAAGCAUUGGUUUCAUGACCGCUGUGGCUGUCCAUCGAUAUUUUAAAGUAGUCCAUCCACAUAAUAAAAUCAACUUCAUUAGCUCACGCCAAGCUGGAUGGAUCGCUGGUUUCAUCUGGGUUGUUGUAAUCUUAAUGAGGCUUCCUCUGUUGAUUGAGGACCAUAUGAUAACUGAGGAAAAAUAUUCUUUCUGCCGGAGUUUUAACAGCAAAAAUAUCACAUUUGGUGUAAAGUUACACUAUGCAAUAUAUAUUUUUGAGUUUUUCCUCCCUCUAUUGGUACUAAUAUUUUGCUCCAUUCGAAUUUCCUGCAUAUUAAGACAGCGGCAGCUGAACAAAGAGAAGAAGGUGCGACAGGCUAUCAACACUGUCCUAGUGAUUGUUGGGGUUUUUAUCCUUUGCUUCUUACCUGGAGUUGCCACAGGACUGACUGCACUCUUUUUGAAAGAAAAGUUGCAAAUACACUGUGAAGCUUACAAAGUAGCCAGUCAGCUGUUUGUCUUGUCCAUCGGGUUCACGUACCUGAACAGUGCCCUGGAUCCUAUCAUCUACUGCUUCUCAAGCUCCAUGUUCCGAAACGCACUAAAACCUUCGAUCAAUCGAGUUGGAAUUGUGCAAUUACAGCUAAACCGUCGAUCUAGGUCAGGGCUCAGCAACCCGCGGCUCCGGAGCCGCAAGUGACUCUUUCAUCCUUCUGCUGCGGCUCCCCGUAGAUUUGGAAAAUAAAUAUUUAAUUUAAAUGUAUUUUAUUUUAGUUAGUUUAAAAAAAAAUGAAA
Molecule: messenger RNA, 1650 nt
Organism: Tachysurus fulvidraco (yellow catfish)
Lineage: Eukaryota; Metazoa; Chordata; Actinopteri; Siluriformes; Bagridae
Product: hydroxycarboxylic acid receptor 2-like
Exons: 3
Coding region: 569-1555 (328 amino acids)
Biological process (GO): G protein-coupled receptor signaling pathway
Cellular component (GO): membrane
Molecular function (GO): G protein-coupled receptor activity
Source: RefSeq, a predicted model, not a curated record